Hevea brasiliensis (rubber tree) is the source of this 1899-nucleotide messenger RNA. Its product is annotated as AAA-ATPase ASD, mitochondrial. Bases 182 to 1744 code for a protein of 520 amino acids. The transcript has a single exon. Gene Ontology annotation, molecular function: ATP binding; ATP hydrolysis activity. Lineage: Eukaryota; Viridiplantae; Streptophyta; Magnoliopsida; Malpighiales; Euphorbiaceae. The record is from RefSeq and is a predicted model, not a curated record.
CUGCCAGGAAGCAAGGAUAAAGGCAAUGACCAGGAAGCCAUGCAAAGUGUACUUCUGUGACUUCUCAUAUUUCUUCACUAUAUAAAUAUAAACUAACACAAGUGUCUAUCCAUAUGCUUCUUAGCAAUAUAGAAAUCACUUCUUCUUCCUUCUUUUCUUCUCAUUUCCAGUGUCCAAAUCCAUGACUAUAGUAGAGAUGUGGACUCACCUAGGCUCAGCAAUUGCUGGCCUAAUGUUUGCUUGGGCUAUAUUUCAGCAGUACUUCCCACAUCAAAUUCGGGACCAUUUUAGCAGGUAUGGUCAGAAAUUGCUGGGUCUUGUCUACCCUUAUCUCCAAAUUACCUUCCAUGAAUACACCGGAGAACGUCUCAAGCGCAGCGAGGUUUACUCCGCCAUUCAAAACUACCUCAGCGCCAACUCUUCCACGAAUGCCAAGAAGCUCAAAGCUGAUGUUGUUAAAGAUAACCAUUCUGUGGUUCUCACCAUGGAUGAUCAUGAGGAAGUUACUGACGACUUCAAUGGGAUUAAGAUCUGGUGGUCUUCAAACAAAAUAACCCCCCAAACCCAGACUUUUUCUUUCUAUCCUGCCCCUGAGGGUAAGAGGUAUUUCAAGCUCACAGUGCAUAGACGUCACAGAGAUGUUAUCACCAACUCUUAUAUAGAUCAUGUUAUCAAAAAAGGAAAGGAAAUUGCAGUCAAGAAUCGGCAGAGAAAACUCUACACCAACAAUACCAGCGAUCAAUGGUACGGAUGGAAAGCUACCAAGUGGAGCCAUGUGAUGUUUGAGCACCCUGCAAGUUUCGAUACUCUGGCUAUGGCGACAAAAGAGAAGGAAGGAAUCAAGAAGGAUCUUAAGAAAUUUAGCCAGAGUAAGGACUACUACGCUAAGAUCGGCAAGCCCUGGAAGCGUGGUUAUCUCCUUUAUGGUCCUCCUGGUACUGGGAAAUCAACUAUGAUAGCUGCCAUGGCUAAUUUGUUGAAUUAUGAUGUCUACGAUCUUGAGUUGACCACAGUCAAGGACAACAGUGAGCUCAGGAAGCUAUUGAUCGAGACGACGAGCAAGUCUAUGAUCGUGAUUGAAGACAUAGACUGCUCACUGGAUCUUACCGGUCAGAGAAAGCCAAAGAAGGAGAAAGAGGAAGACGAAGAAGAAGGGAAAGAUCCAAUUUCCAAGAAGAAAAAGGAGGAAGAAGCAGAAAGAAACAAAAGCAGUAAGGUGACUUUAUCUGGGCUACUGAAUUUUAUUGAUGGAAUUUGGUCAGCUUGUGGAGGAGAAAGAAUAAUUGUGUUCACUACAAAUUAUGUGGAAAAGCUUGAUCCUGCUUUAAUCAGAAGGGGAAGGAUGGAUAAGCAUAUAGAAAUGUCUUAUUGUUGCUUUGAAGCAUUCAAAGUUCUGGCAAAAAAUUAUUUAGAUAUCGAAUCCCAUCAACUGUUUGCAACAAUUCAAAACUUGUUGGAGGAAACCAAGAUGACACCAGCUGAUAUAGCUGAGAAUUUGAUGCCAAAGUCAGAUGAUGAAGACGGAGAGACUUGCCUGAAGAAGUUGAUUGCUGCUCUUGAGGAGACAAAAGAGGAAGAAGCAAGAAAGAAGUCUGAGGAAGAAGCAAAAUUGAAAUCGGAGCAAGAAGCGAAAGAACAAGAACAACCAGCUAAAGAAGAUGAGAAGGUUAAGGACAAUGACACAUCUAAAGAAAUCAAAGAGAAUGAUUUGAUCUCAAAUGGGAAGGAAAACAAUUCCAUAUGAAUCUACCAACCAGAUAGAUAUUCAUAAUUGCAGAAGGUAGAUGCAUAAUUGGGUGGUAAUAAAUAAGUUGUUGUAUUCAUAUCUGCUUAUGAUUUCAAAAUUUCCAUGGAGUACCCUGGCCUGGCAUGGCUUGUAAGAGGAACAGUCUAGUUUUA